AUGGCGAUGACCCCCACAGACACAGAGGCCCCCGACCCAGCGCUGUCUGCCGCAGCACAACCAAUGCUGUCUUCAUCCCCCGAAGAUACCCCUGCACCGCAACACGAGGUACGGGCCCAGGUUCGCGUCCGCUUCAGGGCUGGCGUGUCCCGAGCAUCUGGUACGCCAAGGUCUAAUGGCAUGCAGGAUGAGGAGAACGAGGACCAUGAUUCGGCCCUGGGCGAAGACGAACAAGACGGCCAUCGCUUCCUGACGAUCCUGCUCGAUGGCAAACUCCUGCUCGCCCCAUUGAAACCCGGCGCCAAGCGUGUGCUCGACGUCGGCACAGGGACAGCCUUCGCCGACGCGUUCCCCGAAGCCGAAGUCACGGGCACCGACCUCUCCCCGACCCAGCCGACAUGGCUGCCCUCCAACCUCUCGUUCGAGAUUGACGACUGCACGCGCCCCUGGACCUGGGAGGCCAACACGUUCGACCUAGUACACAUGCGCCUCCUCUUCGGCGCCAUAACCGACUGGCCCGCCCUGUUUCGCGAGGCGUACCGUACGGCGCGGCCCGGUGGCUGGUGCCAGUCGUGCGAGGCGGAGUGCCUGAUUCGCUCUGACGAUGACAGUAUCACGCCCGACACGGCCAUGGCCUCUUCGUGGUCGCGGCUGUUUGUCGAAGGGGCCGAGAAGUUCGGGCGUUCAUUCACCGUCCUGUCGGAUGAACUGCAGCGGAAAGGGAUGCAAGAGGCGGGAUUCGUGGAUCUGCACGAAGUGAACUUCAAGGUACCUAUUGGGGACUGGCCGUUGGAUCCCAAGCUUGCCGAGGUCGGGCAGUGGGUUCGCUUGACCAUGGAGAAUGAUCUUGAAGGCUAUACGCUUUACAUGUGGAAGGAUGUCCUCGGGUGGGAUACGGACAAAUACCAGACAUUCUUGACGUCGAUGAAGGACGAGAUUAGAUCACGAAAACUACAUGGGUACAUGACAGUGAGGUACAUCUACGGGCGCAAGCCUUAG
Molecule: messenger RNA, 999 nt
Organism: Verticillium alfalfae VaMs.102
Lineage: Eukaryota; Fungi; Ascomycota; Sordariomycetes; Glomerellales; Plectosphaerellaceae
Exons: 4
Coding region: 1-999 (332 amino acids)
Molecular function (GO): methyltransferase activity
Source: RefSeq, a predicted model, not a curated record